AGCGCUGCUUCCGCCGGAAGUCCAGUGAGCGGAGAGAAGCACUUCCUGGACAGUGUUUGUGUGUUGUCCAGUCUGUUUUUGUCUCUUUAUCAUGAUUUCUUGCGGUGUUGGAGUCUGCUGUCCGCGCUGACUGCUGUCUGCUCUGGGAUGGAGUCUCCGGCGGUGGAUGAUGACAUCUGUAUCCUGAAGCAUGAGACGGCGUAUGGGCCGCCCGAGAGCCCCGUGUCCGUGUGUCCCGGGGACGAGUCGGUGGCGUCUCACUUCGCUCUGGUCACUGCCUACGAGGACAUCAAGAAGAGACUCCGAGACACGGAGAAGGAGAACGGCCUGCUGCGCCGCAGAGUCAAGCAGCUGGAGGACAAGCAUUUCCAUCCAGAAGCUCCUCCGUCUGAAGGACCGCAGUACAUGAACAAAGCCUUCAGUGCGUACCGCGGCAUCUACAUCGAGAAGGAGGACCUGCAGAUGGAGCUCAAUAAAGUGAAAAAGGAGAAGCUGGAUUUAGAGAGGCUUCUGACGGAGCAGCUGCAGGCCAAAGAGAUGGAGCUUCUGCAGCUCAGAUCAGAGAUGGACACCAGCCAAGUGAUGAAGAGUCUGACAGAUACGGGAGAUUACUGGCAGGUGGACAGAUGCAGCAGUGACAUAAAGAUCCACUCUCUGCAGGAGCAGCUGGAGCGCUUACAGUUAGAGAACGACGCGCUGCACAAGCUCUGCAGGGCCGGACAGGAUGUUUGUAAAAACUGUGUAGUUGAUGAUGAUCCGUCUCAUGAAGCUUUGACAGACGCCAGGGCGAUGGUCCGGUCGUAUCAGGACGUCCUCGGUGAAGUGUCCAGUCUGCAGUCAGUCGUUCGCUCUCAGUCGGAGCUGCUGAAGAAGAUGAGAGAGAGACCAGCGCCCGUCUUCAGACGAGCUGCUUCAACUGUUCCAGUGCAGUGCCUGGACGACAUCCCUCGCCCCCCCAGCGCUCCCCCACUGCCCUCGACCCCAGAUGACCCCCAGGACCCCUGGCCCCUCCCUCGUCCGGCUCCGCUGGGCAGCCCCGGCGUGCGGCUCAAUCCCCCCCUGCGCAUGAGCUCGCUGGACGACAGCUCCUGGUCCUUCCCCAGCCCUCCUCGACCCAGCGAUGCUGUGUUCUGGGACCAAACCAAGCCCAAGAGCCCCGCGGGAGACUGGGGCCAACCGUACUGAGUCUCGGCCCCCGGCCCCUGGCCCCGGCCCUCCACACCUUACCUGCCUUAACACACACAUCCCUCUCUGGAUGAUCCCGGGUGAGCACAUACCUCUUGAGCGGAUGCGUUCAUGAUGACUAGGGUUGGGAAUCGUUCGAGUCUUAUCAAUGCCGAUUCUUUUAGAUUCCCAAUUUAAACAUAUUUGAGACCCUUGAGCACAAAACCAGUCAUAAGGGGUCAAUUGAUUUAAACUUGAGAUGCAUACAUCAUCUGAAAGCUGAACAUCUCAUGCAAUUCAUGUAUGGAAUGAUUCAAUGACUCCCUUUCAAUGCUUUUGAAUGAAUCUCUUGAAUGAAUGAUUCAAAGACAAAUUCAUUUUAAAGAUGCACGCACAAGAAUUGAUUGGCAAAUGGAAUUUAUUGGAAUUGAUUUUCGGUUCCCAACCCCGUGUCCAACAGGCUGAUGCUCCUCUCCUGGGUCGAGUUGAUUCUAUUAAGUGAAACGGAUCCUGUCUUGUAUUUAUGAAUGUGUAAAGGGAAGGAUUUAGUAGCUCAAGCACUCCUUGAAGGUUGUUUCUUUAGAAACACGUCUGUCGUGUGUUAAUGCCCGUAACAUACUGCUGUUCGAAUCAGAGAAAACAACGUUUAAGUGUUUAGAUUUAGUCAAUUAACGAGUGGAUCUGUGGGCGGCGGGUGGCUUUGUGCAAGUUAUUUAGCUUUAAACAGGGUCUCACGGUCAACCUGGAAGUUUCUAUAUAUUAAAAAAAAAAAACUAUUUCUGUAGUAAAUUAUUUGCUCUUUUAGGGGCCAAGCCCUUGUUGUAUCUGUUAGUUUUUGUAUUUUCCUGCCGCUCUUGAGUCUAUGGAUCCCCAUAGAACCGUCAGCAAGUUGUGAAAUUUGGCACACAGAUAGAGGACAGUCUCAAUAUUAAUCACACCAAAUUUGGAGUCUCUAACUCAAACUCUCUAGCGCCACCAACAGCUCAAAGUUGACCUCACACUUAUACUAAGAAUUUUUGAGCUGUAAGGUCUAGAAGCAAAAUUUUUUCAGAAUUUCUCUGACUUAAAAUUCCUCUGAUUCCUUGGCUUAUGCCAAAUUUGAUUGCGUCCCAUAACAUCAUUUUCUGUCAUGAAAAUGUUCCCGCUACUUUUUACUUCUUUUACUUCAUUGAUUUGAUUUUCACGAAGUUUUAACCAGGUCGUCUUCAGACCAUGCCAACAAAAAGUAAUGGAAGUCCACUUUAUUAGACUAACUGUUCUUGAAUAACACCCAAACAAAUUAAACGAAGAGCACGCCAAAAUGAACAUGAGGCUAUAUCCUCACAAUGCUUAAGCGUGUUAAACCCAAACUUGGUGUGUGUUAUAAUAACCAUGAUCUGAGGUUAUUAAAAACCUUCACAGUUUGUAGACAGGAGUUUUGAAAAUGAAUAUUUUUGGUUAUAACUUUUGAACGAUUUGGCCAAAAAUCACAAGACUUGUCAUUUUACUUUUGUGAUGACAUACCAAGCAGAACGAUACCUAAUAUUCCCAUGUCAGCUAUUUCAUCGUAAAGUGCAUUUUUUCCUUCUUUUGUAUUGUUGUUGUAGUUGUUACAAAUGCAAAUCUCAAAACUCAGUUUGUGUCAUCAGCACCAUGCCCUGAAGGCACUCAAAAAGCUUUAAGCAAUUAUAAUGACAUUUAAAAAAAUUAAUGCAUCAACUUUUGAAUAUUUUUCCUACUGGUCUUUACGGAUUUCUUAGAUUAUGCUCAGAACAUCGAUACAAAUUAUACCCUAAUUAGCCAAACUCCCCAUCCGCCGUUUUUAGUUCCUCUGAAAACUUUUUUUUUUUCAUACUCCUCCUAGACGAUUGGUCCGAUUCUCAUGCUCGGCUCCUUUAAUAGCUGCUUUCAGCUAUUUCUAGAAAUUCUUAAAGAAUCAGAAACUAAAGCUGUGGCAACCCUGUUUAAAGUCAACAUCAAACAAGCUGUUAUCUUAUGAGUAUUUAUUAAGAAAAUUAGAUUUUAUCCAUCAGAAAUCCAACAGAUCUGAUUGUGAAAGGGUUUCUUAUAAAUUGUAAAUGUUGGUGAAUUAUUACAAAAAUGUUUUUUCUUCUUUAUAAUCAUGUGCACUGAUGCAUCAUUUAAAUUAUUAUUUUUUGCUUUCAAAGAUGUUUGUUAAAAAGAAAAAAGAAAAAAAAAAUAUAUAUAUAUAUGGCCAGAGUCUGAGUCAAGCUGCCUUAGGCAUUAACAAUGUACAGAGACACAAGCAGUCUGUUUCUGCUGAGAUUCUUAGUCUCGACACCAACUGUGUUCUGUCCUGUAAAAGAAAUGUGAAGCACAAAGACGAUGAAAAAUCGAUUGUAUGUGUAUAUAAACUUCUAACAGUUCUACAGGCCGGACUUUGAGAAACAAAGUGGUAUCAAAGGAAAUCUUGUGUUUAAAAGCUUGUAAUGCAUUUGCUGAUUUGAUUUGACAGCUGUCAUGUGACCACAAUCCUCACUCAUCACCGAGAGCCGAUCACAGACGACAGAUACUCUACCACCACAGAUCUGUCAACCAAAAUGCAAUGUACAGUAGUUAUUUUUAGGAUUAUUAAUCCUGAAAAGUUUGUAAAUAUUCAAUAAAUUAAUUCAUGUGAA
This is a messenger RNA of Carassius auratus (goldfish), 3782 nucleotides long. RefSeq names its product 5-azacytidine induced 2 (gene azi2). Lineage: Eukaryota; Metazoa; Chordata; Actinopteri; Cypriniformes; Cyprinidae. Gene Ontology annotation, cellular component: cytoplasm. The transcript has 8 exons. Bases 148 to 1185 code for a protein of 345 amino acids. The record is from RefSeq and is a predicted model, not a curated record.